This is a messenger RNA of Chaetomium globosum CBS 148.51, 2091 nucleotides long. RefSeq lists its product as uncharacterized. The record is from RefSeq and is a predicted model, not a curated record. Bases 1 to 2091 code for a protein of 696 amino acids. The transcript is spliced from 5 exons. NCBI's taxonomy places the organism in Eukaryota, Fungi, Ascomycota, Sordariomycetes, Sordariales, Chaetomiaceae. Gene Ontology annotation, molecular function: endo-1,3(4)-beta-glucanase activity; glucan endo-1,3-beta-D-glucosidase activity. Gene Ontology annotation, cellular component: cell surface.
AUGGAGUGGAUAUGGAGGUUGUUGUUCGCCUUGCUAACUGCUCUGCAGUUUACCACAUCUGUCGCCUCUCCUGUCUACCUGGCGCAGCAGACACCUCCUCACGCCGCUCUAACGAAGAGUGUCACGGUACCAGGUCCUCAACCGACCCCUGACGCUCCCAACGCAAUUUACAGAGACGCCCGCAGCACCAGCACACCAUUGCCACGACCAAAGCGGAACUGGAACGACCCUCCGUCACUAGAGGUCUUGACAUCUCCUGCCAAGGUCAUCACAAGUGUUGGUCCAUCCGGCACAGCUCAGGUCCUCGCCAGCAAGAAGACACCCGCCACUGGCUUCAUCCCCUCCAUCCUCGACACCGUAGGACACGUCACGUCAGUGCCGCUUUUGACGAAACCAAUUCCAAAGCCGACCUCUCUGCUCGCAGCUGUGUCAGUGGUUGUGAGUUUAAAGAUAUCGCCGUCGAUCUCCGUUAAAAUGACGGCCCGAGACAUCUUUGUCGAUCCCAUUUCCACGGAUGCGCCACCUGGGAACAUCGGCAGGGAACAGGACCACCCUGUGCCCAGACUGGGAAUCCAAGGAAAAGGCCCGUUCGAGACCAACAAAUUCUACGGCAAUUUCCACCGUGGAAAUCAGACUUCGCCAACCUACCUGCACCCGUACUCGGUUGCGUGGGUGCGUGGCCAGGGAGCGUCUGGGAGUUGGGGUCUGGCCGUCUCUCAUGUCGAGGCUCACCAGCGAGUUUACGGCCAGGCUAGCCCGGUGACGGGCGCUGUGUCGUACUUCAUCAAUCCUAUUGGGAUCCAUUCUGUGUGCCUCUCCGCCAAAGAAUUGGGAAGCGACACCGUCCUCACCUCCGAGGGGCUGACGGACUUUUCGAUCCAAGUCGCUUUGCGCCCAGCCCCCCAGGCCGCUCCCGCGGUGCAGUUUCCCUUGGUUCAAGGCGUGGGCUUCAUCACAGCCAUCUACGAUGGUGCAAGCCCAGUGCUUCAGACGAGCGUCUUUUUCAGAACCGUCACGCGCAUGACUGCGGACCCCAAGCCCGGCGUCACCAAGUACAAGCUCCAACUUGAAGACGGUGCUACCUGGCUGGUGUACGCUCGCCACACCCAAGGCGACCCUCUGGAUCUCGAAGUGGUCAACAACGGGCUAGCUCAAGCCAAGGGGCCGUUCUACGGAACGAUCCAACUUGCCAAGGACCCUGGCGAUGGCGAGAAGGUGUACGACCAGGCCUGCGGCGCCUACCCGGUCGGCGUCCAGCUCUCAGGUUCCGUGGACGGCGCGAAGGGGACCUACCGCUUUUCGUUCAAGAAGCCCGGCACGAGCGACACGGCGCUCGCCAUCUGGACCAUGGGCGAGUCAAACCUGCCGACAAACAUUGGCUUCCUACCGUGGUCGCCGCAGGCCGGGAGCGUCAGCGCCAUCUCCAAUGCCACUAGGCAAGUCAUCCACAACAUCGCCCAGCAGGAGGUCUCGCAGAAUAUUAUUCAGCAGCUGGACGAAAAUUCCAUGUAUUUCAGCGGAAAGGCUUACGUCAACAUGCUCGUCCGCGACAUCGCCAACCCUAGCACGCAGGACCAGUACUUCCCCCUCUGGCGGUGCUUUGACUGGUUCCACGGCCACAGCUGGGCCCACGGACUCUCCGACACGCUCGACGGCAACGACCAAGAAUCCAGCUCGGAGGACACCAUGCACGCCUACGCCUUGAAGAUGUGGGGUUCCAUUACGGGCGACAAGAACUUGGAAGCCCGGUCGCCGGCAUCCUGUUCGAGAACAAGAUCGACCACACGUACCUACUUCGGCAACCGCACCGAGGACAUCCAGGGCAUCCACAUGCUGCCGCUGCUGCCCCACACCCCGCUCAUCCGCACCCCGGCCUUUGUCCGCGAGGAGUGGGACACGUACUUUAGUGGAGGGCGCGAAGGGGCAAUCACCGGCGGCUGGAAGGGCGUCGUCUGGGGGAAUUAUGCGACCGUCGAUCCCAGGGGCGCGUAUGCCUUCUUUGCGGGGGAGGGGUUUGAUCCGGCGUGGUUGGAUGGGGGGGCUAGUUUGACGUGGUAUUUGUGUUAUUCGGCGGCUUUGGGCGGGCUCUGA